Messenger RNA from Parascedosporium putredinis, 936 nucleotides. The record is from the annotation of a GenBank genome assembly. Lineage: Eukaryota; Fungi; Ascomycota; Sordariomycetes; Microascales; Microascaceae.
AUGGCCGCCAAACCCUUCCUCGCGCUCCUUCUUGCCGGAGGGGCCCUCGCCAAUUCUUGUCCCGCCAUCAACUGCACCGAAGGCUCCCCGAUUAGCGACUACACGACCCUUCGCCUCCGGGAAGUCGGAGCUCGCAACACCUUGGACUGGAGGGUCUGGCUGCUCCGGGACGGAAGGCCCAUCUCGUUCUGGCACGAUGUACCCACCUACCCCGAUGAGUCUAACCACCAGAUUGUCAACAUGGUGGUGGAAAUUCCUCGCUGGACCAACGGCAAGCUGGAGAUCAAGAGAAGCGAGCCUCUAAACCCCAUCUUCCAUGACGAGAAGAAGGACCUCCCUCGAUUCGUGGAGAGUGUGUGGCCUCACAAGAGCUACCCUUUCAUCUAUGGUUCCGUGCCACAGACAUGGGAGAGCCCCAACUUCAAGCACAACUUUACCAACUACGAGGGUGACAACGACCCCGUCGACAUCAUUGAUAUCGGUAACGACCCUGGCUAUGUCGGGCAGGUCAAGCAGGUCAAAGUUCUCGGCGGCCUAGCUUUGGCUGAUGGCGAGGAGACUGAUUGGAAAAUGAUUUCCAUUGACGUCAACGACCCUCUUGCUGCCCUCGUAAACACCGUCGAGGACGUUGAGAAGUACCGACCUGGUCUUAUUCAGACCUACCGUGACUGGUUUACUUACUACAAGGUCGCCCGUGGUGACGGCGUGAUUCCCAUCGUCGGAGAUACCUGGCAGGAUGCUGAAUUCGUCAUAAAUGUGCUCGAGGAGAGCCACGGCUUCUGGCAGGACCUCGUGGCUGGCAAGGCGGCCGGCGAAUUCGGCAUUCCCAAGAGGGACGCGAAGCAAGCUGCCGCCGCCAUCCCGGAGAAGUAUACCUGGUGGUACUAUCUCGAUGCUGAUUACAAGCUCAUCGAGCUUCCCGGUUCGACCGCGUAG